Molecule: messenger RNA, 3052 nt
Organism: Microplitis mediator
Lineage: Eukaryota; Metazoa; Arthropoda; Insecta; Hymenoptera; Braconidae
Gene: Eyg
Product: paired box protein Pax-6-like
Exons: 6
Coding region: 572-2482 (636 amino acids)
Biological process (GO): regulation of transcription by RNA polymerase II; anatomical structure development
Molecular function (GO): DNA-binding transcription factor activity, RNA polymerase II-specific; RNA polymerase II cis-regulatory region sequence-specific DNA binding
Source: RefSeq, a predicted model, not a curated record
UCUUGAUCUCACCUCAGCCAUAAAGGUGGGGAUAAGGUAGAAGGUAGAAGGUAGUCUGGGCAAGCUUCGAGCCGCUGAACGGAAGCCAAUCUGCUUGAAUCCGGCAGAGUGCGAGCAGCCACAGUAUACACUCUAAGAUAUCGACCCGGCUGGUCGAACGUGUGUCUUAAUAUAACAAACAGCUAUACCACUGUAUAACUAAGAGGGGAAUGUAAAGACAGUAGACAGUUGUAGACUUGUAAUAUAAGAGCAUUAGUCUUGCAUCAACGAUAAAAAGAUUUUUAAUAGUAUCGAUUAUCAAAUAUAUCGUGAAUUUUAAAUAAAAACAUUUUUGUGCGAGUUUCAUAUUUUUUUUUUUAAAAGUCAUUUAAUUUUCGCGGCUGUGUCAGUGACUAUGGAAGCGCGCCAAAUGUGUAGUUUUAAAAAAAUUAAAUUUUCUAAUUAUAUUUAUAAGAGACUUUUGUAGAUUUUAAAUAUCUUAUUGUUGUGAUAAAAAUAUAUUAUUGGGGAUAUUUAUUUGCAAAGAAUAAUUUAGGUGGGUAAUUUAUUGACAAGGGUGUAAUCCACGGUGAUGAUGAUAGGCGGUAAUGUUGCUACACCGCCGGGUACUACCAAACCGGUAACAGCUACUGUUAAUGAAAUAAUUAUUGUUGAUAAUAUAAGUAGUGCUGGUGGUGCUCAUAGUGGUAGUGGCAGUGGCAGUGGGAGUCCAGUAACUACCGCGGUAACGCGAACAACAAUAAACGAUGAUAGCGGCAAUUAUAACAAUAAUAAUAAUAACAAUAACGUUCGUAGUAAUAAUAAUAACGAAGAAUUGGUGACGGAAAAUAAUAUUAGCAAUGGCACGAGCAAUAGUAAUAGCAAAUAUUGCUGUCAAAUUAAUGAAACAACGGCAGCGGAUGUCGGUACGACUGUUACGCGGCCAUGGGAGCCGCCGUCACCGACUUUAGAUCAAUCCCGAUCACGAUUGUUUCAAAUUCAUCAGAGUCAUCAUCAUCAUGCCAGUCAUCAUCAUUCGGGAAUUUCAACAGCGCCGAUUGUCGAAAGUGUGAGCCAUCCCAAUUGCGCUACUGGGGCAUUCCCUGGUAACAGCAGUACAAUCAGUGGAGCAACACGUCAACGACUUCUUGAAUUGUCACACGGAUUGGGUGCUCUGAGACAUUAUAACGAUCUUGCAAACCAUGUGUUGUCGUUAAAUCAACAAGGAGCUGUUGUUACGAAACUUCUUGGAACUCUACGACCUCCUGGCUUAAUCGGUGGUAGUAAACCUAAAGUCGCUACUCCAGCAGUUGUUUCGAAAAUUGAACAGUAUAAACGAGAAAAUCCGACAAUAUUUGCCUGGGAAAUUAGAGAACGAUUGAUUUCUGAAGGAGUUUGUAGCAACGCAACAGCUCCGUCAGUCAGUAGCAUCAACAGAAUCUUAAGAAACCGGGCGGCAGAAAGAGCAGCCGCUGAAUUUGCACGAGCCACUGGAUACGGAUUGUACGCCGCUGGACCCCAUCCGUAUUUCAAUUCAGCUCACCAUCAUCCUUCUACUCCCCAUCACCUUCCGGCUACUUGGCCAGCACCUGGAGCUCCAGGACAUCCAUGGAUGAUACCACCAUUAGCUACUGGUAUAACUGGAGCUGCUUCAUCGCUUCUUCUUCCAACAUCACUCAGUCCCGGAGCGACAUCCGCUUCAGCGGCCGCUGCCAAUUCAGAACAUGCACUUCGUGCUGCCGAUGUUAUUGCACGAGGUUAUAUGCAAGAUGACGAUGACGGAAGCUUAGACGGGUCAGAACAGCCUAAAUUUCGUCGUAACCGAACGACUUUUAGUCCAGAGCAACUUGAAGAAUUGGAAAAAGAAUUUGAACGUUCGCAUUAUCCAUGUGUAUCAACCCGUGAGAGAUUGGCUUCCAAAACAUCUUUAUCCGAAGCACGAGUUCAGGUUUGGUUUUCUAACAGACGGGCAAAGUGGCGACGUCAUCAGCGAAUGAAUUUGCUGAAGCGUUCACCCCCACCUUCAUCACAGCCACCAUCAUCCCAACUGUCUGUAGCACAAACACCAAGAUCAGGAUCUCCAGGUUCUCAUGUGGUGUCAGGAGCUGGACUGGACUCGUCUCACACGACAACUUCAAUUGCCGGCAUGGGUGGUAGGAAUAGUGCUUUUCAUGCCGUUGUCACAACAUCGUCACCGAUGAUGACAGAGCGUGUUGAUGUUAAUAACUCACACGCUGUAAGAAAACCCAGUGCAUUUAGGAUGAUUAGUCAACUUGUCGGUGAAGAUUUACCUUCGCGUAAUUCAAAUAAUUCUAAACUAGAAUCAAGAUCUAUAAAUGAAACCGGUUCGGAAUCGGUUGAAUUAAAAUCUUCGAAUGAAGAUGAAGAUGAGGAAAUUGAUGUACAAGACUCAGAUCAAGAAUUUACGUCAUCGUCGCCAAUUGUUUGGAAAGAUCAGUGGAUUGAUCAGCAACCACUCGAACUUACUAAACAUGGUCGUUAAUAUUAUUUUUUAUUGCUUAUGUAAGUGAUCGUGUAUAUAUUUAUAUAUAAAUAUAAAUGUCUUUGUUUUUUAUAUUAUAUAUAUUUUUAAUUUAUUUUAAAUUCAUUUGUACAAUAAUUAAAAUGCAAUUAAAGGUUAAUGAGUCGCUACUCAAAUAUUUGACUGAAUAAGAUAUGUAGUUCAAUUUAUUUUUAUUAUUAUUAUUAUUAAUUUAUUAACGUUCAAGUUGAUGGGGAAGGUUUACAAAUAUGAUACGAGUUAUUGUAAGGAGAUCUGGGUAAAUUGAAUUAUAUAUUCACAAUAAAUUUUUUUUUUUAAUAUUGUAUUAAUAUACUCUGAUUUAUUAUGAUAAAUAUUAAAAUAAAUGUUAAAUUGCCGUGAUAAAUUUAUGUGAUAAAAAGUCCGGGGCAUAACAAACAAUGAUUUUUAAAAUUGUAGAAUUUAGUUUAUAUUUGUUUGAUAUUUACAAUAAAUUAUGAUUAUCAUAUAUAAAAUGAAAUUAUAAUAAAAAUUAUUUUUAGUUGUUUUUAUAUUUCUUUUUUCCCUAUGAUUUUUUUAAGAUGUAUAAAA